GCUCUCACGUGACCAAGAGCUGACGUGUGCAGAAGUCCUUCUUGUCCUGGUCGUUGUUCCCGUCUGAGUACCAGCUCCCUAUUACCCUGAGGGCGGGCGGGCCUGCAGCCGAGGCAAGGAGGAGGCGGAAAAGAAAUUGUCCCGGAUCCCUGCAGUCUUUCCGUAGGUUGUGGUACCACGCCAGGCAAGAAAAGAGGAAGGAAAUUAACCAGAUCGGUGAAGGUCGAUUUGAGGGUCUGCUGUAGCAGGUGGCACCGCUUGAAGCUAAGGGAGGAACUUUCCCCGGAUCAGCAGAGAUCAGAAAGAUUGGGCGUGGCAAUACCUCACAGGAAAGGAAGAAGGGGGCAAACUGCUUGCUUGCAGGAGAUUUGUCUCCAGAACCAGUUACACUGGCCUUGAAGUGACUGAAGAAGACCGUUCUCCACAGGCCUGCACUUAGGCCUGAAGCCCUCUUCCCCUAUUUUGAGUGACUACUCUAUUUCUUUGUCCCUGCUGUCGGUCAGGGACGAUUGCAUGGGCUACGCCAGGAAAGUAGGCUGGGUGACUGCGGGCCUGGUGAUUGGGGCUGGAGCCUGCUAUUGCAUUUACAGAUUGGCCCGAGGAAGAAAGCAGAGCAAGGAGAAAAUGGCUGAGGGUGGCUCUGCUGAUGUGGAUGAUGCUGGGGACUGUUCUGGGGCCAGGUAUAAUGACUGCUCUUCUGAUGACGAUGACAGUAAUGAGAGCAAGAGUAUAGUUUGGUACCCACCUUGGGCCCGGAUUGGCACUGAAGCAGGAACCAGAGCUAGAGCCAGGGCCAGAGCCAGGGCUACCAGGGCUCGGAGAGCUGUCCAGAAAAGGGCUUCUCCUAAUUCAGAUGAUACUGUUUUGUCCCCUCAAGAGUUACAGAAAGUGCUCUGUUUGGUUGAGAUGUCUGAAAAGCCUUAUAUUCUUGAAGCAGCUUUAAUUGCUCUAGGUAAUAAUGCUGCUUACGCGUUUAACAGAGAUAUUAUUCGUGAUUUGGGUGGUCUCCCAAUUGUGGCAAAGAUUCUCAAUACUCGGGAUCCCAUUGUUAAGGAAAAGGCUUUAAUUGUCCUAAAUAACCUGAGUGUGAAUGCUGAAAAUCAGCGCAGGCUUAAGAUAUACAUGAAUCAAGUGUGUGAUGACACACUCACGUCUCGAUUGAACUCGUCUGUGCAGCUGGCUGGCCUCCGAUUGCUUACGAAUAUGACUGUUACUAAUGAGUAUCAGCACAUACUUGCUAAUUCCAUUUCAGACUUUUUUCGCUUAUUUUCAGCAGGAAAUGAAGAAACCAAACUUCAGGUUUUGAAACUCCUUUUGAAUCUGGCUGAAAACCCAGCCAUGACUAGAGAACUGCUCCGGGCUCAGGUGCCCCCUGCACUGGGCUCCCUCUUUAAUAAGAAGGAGAACAAAGAGGUUAUUCUUAAACUUGUGAUUGUUCUUGAAAACAUCAAUGACAAUUUCACAUGGGAAGAAAACGAGCCUUCUCAGAAUCACUUUAGUGAGGGCUCGCUUUUUUUCUUUUUAAAAGAAUUUCAAGUGUGUGCUGAUAAGGUUCUGGGAAUGGAAAGCUACCAUGACUUUCUAGUGAAAGUAAAAGUUGGGAAAUUCGCAGCCAAACUGACUGAGCGAAUGUUCCCCAAAAGUCAGGAAUAACUUGGUGACUUUGUAGUAGAGCAGCAACACAUCUUGUAAACUAUUCCUUUUCUCCACCUUGUUUAUACGGCAAAGGAAUCCUUUCAGCUGCCAGUUUUGAAUAAUGAACAUUGUACUGUGUCAUUGAGACUGAUAUAUUUAACCGAGUUUGUCUUCAGGUUUAAGUUGGAUGAAUGACUAUCACUACUUGUCCUGAAAAUAUGUUUGUUGCUUUUCAUUUCGCUGCCUAGAUUGAAAUAUUUUUACUGUUUCCUCCGCAUUAGUGAUGGUGAACCAGUUCAACUGAAGUAGGCUCUUUUUUGUCAUUUGCAUCCAUUUUAUUUGUGCAUCAUCAAUAAAGAUUUAUGUUAAUGCUGGAAAGAAACAACAGAAGAAGAAACUAUCCCAUCCUUUGGUUUAUAAUCUAGUUGUAGAGAUAAGAAACAUACAAACAAACAAACAAGAACCCCAAAACCAAACCCCAAGAUUAUUUGGAGCAUGCAUUCUGUCAGAUGUGUGCCUUCCGAGCAUGGAGGAGGCAAAGGCUUUGGCGGCUGGCUACAGGAGUUAGCUAAAACUUUAGGGAAGACAGAGCCAUUGAAAGGGAAUCCUGAAUGGAGUAGGGAAGUUAGUGCAUUCCAUGAGACCGGAGUUGAGGGUAGAUGAUGUGAGAAAGGCAUUACUUUAGGAAAUCUUAUGGUAGUCAAUACAGCCUUCUUAGAGUGGAGAGUGUGGAGAGUAGGGUUAAAUCAGUAAAACAGUGUGAAGUCCAUUGCAGAAGGCUUGUUGAAUGUAGUUUUUAACUAGGAAAGAAUUGGGGUCAAUAUAAAUGUCCUCCCCACACUGUGUCAUAAAGGAUGGUGUAGCAAAAUGGAUCCUUUCUAACUCUGGUGGUGGGCAUUUGGCAAUACAUAUCAUUAAGCCUUAAAAUAUGUAACCCUUUUGUCCUAAGGAGAUAACUGAAUCACUGGCCAAAGACUCUGUGCAAGGCUGUUCCUGUCAGCACUGUCUUAAGGACAUUGGGAAGAACUUCGGUGCUCAACACACUGAAAUGACUAACUAGAUUAAAGAAUGUCCAUGGUGUGUGGUAAAUGUACUGAUGGAACUCAGUAUUGCUAGGAAAAGAUUUUCAUCAUACAUUGUUAAGUGAGCAAGGGAAGUUAAAGAGCAGUAUUCAGAGUAUGAUUACAUAUGGGGGGUUAAAUCAUGGUUACAAAAGACACUAAAAUCUAUGGAAUUAUAUACACCCAGUAGUACUAAGAGUUAUAUUUGGAUAAAAGAUAAUGAGUGAUGCUUACUUUUUGUACUUAUUAUUCAUCUGUGUUUUCUUAUUUAUAGAAAAUUAAUAUUGAUUUUUAAGAAAGGUUUGGAAAGAGAAAAGUUCAGGGAAUGCAGCAGGUGAUUAAUUUGAACGUGUACUGAGUGGCAAAUAUUUAGGCCCCAAAUGAGGUGGUCCGACGCUUCCACUUUAGAGUGAGAGAUGAUGGUGAAUAUAAGGCUGGCUGUGAGAUCUGAAGAAGAGAAUUUAUGCAAAGUAGCUACACUAUUCUUGCAUAUAGCAGCAGUUAAUUAAGAAAUGUGAGUACCUUUAAGUACCCAGAAUAGAGUAUCGAUGGGUUUUUGUUACCUUUUGUUUUGCUGGGGCAUUCUUCUAUGUUUCAGUGUCAUUUAAUAAAAAAAAAUAAUAAUAAUAAAGGUUAACAUUUAUUAAGUGA
Messenger RNA from Mesocricetus auratus (golden hamster), 3347 nucleotides. It is a transcript of the gene Armcx3, whose product is annotated as armadillo repeat containing X-linked 3. Bases 514 to 1653 code for a protein of 379 amino acids. Lineage: Eukaryota; Metazoa; Chordata; Mammalia; Rodentia; Cricetidae. Gene Ontology annotation, cellular component: mitochondrion. The transcript is spliced from 5 exons. The record is from RefSeq and is a predicted model, not a curated record. Gene Ontology annotation, molecular function: protein binding.